AUGGUAGCCGGUGCCGGGAACCCCGGGCGGCAUCUCGCCGUCCUUGUUCUCCUCCUCUUCCUCCUCGCCGCCGCCGCCGCGGCGCCCGCGGCCGUGAACGGGGACCGCCUCCGGGCGGAGCAGAUCCGGAAGCAGGCCUCGGACGCAGCCGCAUCCGCCGCCGCGUUCGCCGCGGCGUCGCGCCGCCUCCACCUCUACCGCGCGCAGCACCUCCGCCUGCUCUCCUCGCUCCACCGCAACCUCACCAACACGCUCCGCGCGCUCUCCAUAGCCGCCGACUCCGCCUCCGCCUCGGACCCUACCUCCGGCGCCGGCGCCGCCUCCGCCUCCGCCAACGUUUCGUCCUCCCGCCAGCUCGACCUCCAGGCCAAGGACCUCAUCCGCGCCGCGCGCGCCGCCAUCGCCGACUCCAAGCCGCUCUUCGACCCGCAGCUCAAGAUCCAGCGCCUCAAGGACACCAUCUUCGCGCAGAACGAGCUGCUCGCGCGCGCCAAGAAGCGCGGCGCCUUCGCCUCCCUCAUCGCCGCCAAGUCCAUCCCCAAGCCGCUCCACUGCCUCGCCGUCCGCCUCACCGCCGAGCGGAUCGCCAGGCCCGACCACUACGCGGACCCGGUGCCGCCGCCGCCGGCGCUCGAGGACCCCGCGCUCUUCCACUAUGCGAUCUUCUCCGACAACGUGCUCGCGGCCUCAUGCGUCGUGCGCUCCGCCGUAGCCAACUCCAACGAUCCCUCUAAGCAUGUCUUCCAUGUUGUCACCGACCGGAUGAAUCUCGGCGCCAUGCAGGUGAUAAUAUGUCGAAUGGACUUAAAAGGUGCACACUAUGAGGUCAAAGCAUUUGAGGAUUACAAAUUCCUCAACUCCUCAUAUGUUCCUGUGCUCCGGCAACUGGAGUCAGCAAACCUCCAGAAAUUCUAUUUUGAGAACAAGCUUGAGAAUGCCACCAAAGAUGCUAGCAAUAUGAAGUUUAGGAAUCCCAAAUAUCUGUCUAUGCUUAAUCACUUGCGAUUCUAUUUGCCGGAGAUGUACCCAAAGCUACACCGCAUUCUUUUCCUGGAUGAUGAUGUUGUGGUACAGAGGGAUCUUACAGGACUCUGGAAGAUUGACAUGGAUGGGAAGGUGAAUGGGGCAGUAGAAACAUGCUUUGGAUCUUUUCAUCGAUAUGCACAGUAUAUGAACUUCUCACACCCCCUUAUCAAAGCAAAGUUUAAUCCUAAUGCCUGUGGAUGGGCAUAUGGAAUGAAUUUCUUUGAUCUUGAUUCUUGGAGGAGGGAGAAGUGUACUGAGCAGUACCAUUAUUGGCAGAAUCAGAAUGAGAACCGGACAUUAUGGAAGCUUGGAACGCUACCCCCAGGCUUAAUCACUUUCUACUCCACCACAAAACCUCUGGAGAAAUCUUGGCAUGUUCUUGGACUUGGAUACAAUCCAAGCAUCAGCAUGGAGGAGAUUAGAAAUGCUGCUGUUGUGCAUUUCAACGGCAACAUGAAGCCCUGGCUUGACAUCGGUAUGAAUCAGUUCAGGCACCUUUGGACAAAGUAUGUGGACUAUGAUGACUCAUAUAUUCGUCAAUGCAAUUUUGCACCACCAUAG
Molecule: messenger RNA, 1587 nt
Organism: Miscanthus lutarioriparius
Lineage: Eukaryota; Viridiplantae; Streptophyta; Magnoliopsida; Poales; Poaceae
Source: the annotation of a GenBank genome assembly